Molecule: messenger RNA, 5334 nt
Organism: Pelobates cultripes (western spadefoot toad)
Lineage: Eukaryota; Metazoa; Chordata; Amphibia; Anura; Pelobatidae
Source: the annotation of a GenBank genome assembly
AUGGAGGUUUGUGAAAGGCUGACGAUCUCAAUCUAUCACUGUUCCCCACCGCUGCCCAAGUGAAGUGCCAAAGGAGAGGCAUUACGACAGGCCUCUGGGAUGACUACUUCUGUGCUACACCAUUGAAAAACUGAAUAACACUGGAAAGUAAGGUAGCGCCUAGGGACCAUAGGCACCAUAACCACUUAAUUGAAUGUGGUUAUGGUGUCCAGAGUGAGGCUUUCAUCUACUUAGCAAUAUAUCUUUAUGAAUAAACCCCACAGGGUAUGUCUGAUUUCUUCUUCUUCAUUAGCUUAGGGCCAGCAUGAGCAUGUAUUUAGCAUUAGAAUUUUAGCAGUUUGGCAUACGGUAAUGAGGUUCUCUAAAUAACUAAUUAUUGAUAUUGUAGCUUAUUAUUACACAAUUUGCCCUGGACACAGAAACAAGACCAUACAAUGCAUUAGGCAGAAUUAAAUGGGCAACAAUCAACAGCAGCUAUGUCUUUUUGAUAAACAUUUGCUUAGUAAAAAUAAAAUAUUCUAAUCCUAGUCUCACUUUAUUAAGAAACUCCAAACUCCCACCAUUGGUAGGGUUAUUGUCCUGGUAAUUAGCUUUAUCACUAUGCUAAUUUGUUUUCACUGGGAUUCAAACCAACCUACAAAAUCUCCCAUUGGUUGCUUUGACUUUCAACUCCAUAUAAAUUACCUUCAGCAGUCAGGUAGACAAUAUAGCAUUCACCAGUCUGAAGCAGAGAAUCACAAAGUGAACAUUGGACUCAUCCAGACCUUUCUAUGUGGCUUAUUCUAGUGAUUGGGUCAACCCUGCUUUUGGGAUUACUAAACAUUUGAAGAGAAACGCCAGUAUUCUGAAAGUAAGUACAUAUAUACUAAUUGUAGUUAGGAAACUAUGACUUUUCUUGAAAAAUCUUUUUUCAUAAAUAGGUCAAUUUACAUCUCAAUUUUGGAUGUGUGCAGGUAAUAUGACAUAUCUGUAUAUAUAUAUAUAUAUAUAUAUAUAUAUAUAUAUAUAUAUAUAUAUAUAUAUAUAUAUGUGUGUGUUUUUUGGCCUCUGGUCAACAGGUUGAUUGAGAUGGAGUGUUUUGUAUGAUGUUAUUAGUUGCUAAUUUUUAUUUUGCAAUAAAUAGUUGGGAUUUAUUUUUCAUAAUAGAGUUUGGAAUGGGCAUGCAUCAUUUUAUCUAGUUAUUUUAAAUCAGGCAAGAAAGUCUAUCUUUCCACGUAUUGUAUCCAUUUGUUCCACAGGGUAAAGAAGUUAUUCAUGAAUAAAAUUAUUGUUGAUUUAUAAAAUGCAUUGGCUUAUACUGUAGCCAUAUUAUUUAUUUAGUAUUAUUUUAACUGAACUAGAAGAUAAAACUGCAGAUUUAGAACAGUUUAAAACAUAAAAUGCUAACAAUAUCAUUCUGUUUCAUUACUCUGGGAUAAAACUGAUAACUAUUUUACAACAUUGUAAUAUGAUAUAAAAGUAAUUUAUUUUAAUUUACAACAUAACUUUAUAAAAUACAAUAAAAUGUUUGUGAUAGAACAUUGUCCUGCUUUGACUAAAAAGAGCAAAAUAAAUAAAUACAUAAAUAAUAUCGCCAUGCCCAUGGCAAGCCUAGAUCAUCACAGAUAAACAGAGAGUUUGUAUAAUGAUAUAUAUGCAUACAUAAUCAGGUUUACUAACCAUUUCUUUUCUUUUAUAAGUAUAUCAUUUAAGUUUUUUAUGCUGACAUAAAUUUAAGAUACAUGGUGUAUAAUUUGAAAAAACUAAUUUAGAAGAAGAUUAAAUUCAAAUAUCUCUAAGCAGCUGACUAGGAUACUUAAGCAGUUUUUGGACAGUAGGUAAAGACUGAAAAUCCAGUUCAUAGACCUGUGAUAGUGCACGCCAUUCAGUUGGAUUGUCCAGUUUCUGCCAAAAGUAACAGAUAUGAAUGUUGUAAAAUUGCACAAACAGCCAUUUUGGCCCCUUCUUCCAAAAAUCCCAAUUAUCAUUUUUAUUAUCAUCAUUUGACUUCACAUGAAUUGUCUACAGCAGGUCCCCCCAAGAUGUUGAUGGCCUACAAAUCCCAUAAUUGUUUAAAUCAUGUUCAGCACCAUUUGGAUGGGCAAUGUUUUGAGAUCUGUGGUCUACAGUGGCACACAUGGAUUGCUAUAUUAGAGUGUUUAUUUUAUAUAGUAUCUUGCUAUUAAUGUCUUUGUUUCAUUUUUAUACUGGUGAUUAUUAAAUUGUAAAGAGAUUUCAAGUGGUUGUGUUCCUGUGUUCUGUUUGGCAUGUGAUUGCAUGUGUGCUAUAUGCAAGUACUUAAAUUUAUUGCAAUUAUUUCUCACACGGGUCACUUAGCACUCCCACUGAUAUUUCUUUAAAUAGAUUUAAUAUUUAUGUACCAGCAAGUCCUCUGCGUAGGAGGUGAGAUUUAGCUUGGGCUCUAUGACAUAAUAUUUGUGUAGCUAUUGAAUGCCUGAACCUAGUUACAUGUAACUCAGUAAUUGCUAAUCUUGUCACCUGUGUUAUUUGAAAUCUACAUUUAUUUUAAUGCUCAGCUGUCUUUAGAAUGGACAUCUAAAGGCUUGGUACCCAGCUCUUGGUAAACUACAUCUAUAGCAUUAACAACUAUAGACCAGGUCUGGCCUUGAGGUGAAUAAGUGAGGCCCCCUUUUUUUUUUUUUGGUUCUGAUACGUAUCUGGUUUUAGAUUGUUUUAUAAAUUAUUUGGAGUUUGGGGCAGUUUAAAAAGGGGUCAUUCACUGUUCUUAAUGACUAUCCCAUGACAUCAGCAGUCAAGAUCUGUAAAGUGUAAGUUUUGCGCAUAGACUGACCUUUCUGGUUAGUUUCAUUCAUGCACUCCCUUAGCAAAAAGUCCAGAAAAAUGGUCUUAGCUAAUUAGCCCUUGGUAUUUCCUAAUAGAAAAUAUCCUAGGACAGCCCAGUGGAGAUCUUUAAAAUAAACAAAUGUCUAGCUGUAUUCUGGAGUGAGAUGUUACAACAGGGUGAGGGGGGGGUGGAAUGGAGGCCAGAUGAAUUCCAGGUUUCAAGUAAAUCACAUCACAGGAAAAUACAAAGAAUUUCCCCAUAAAUAAACAAUUUUCCUUUUUUUUGUUAAAAAUUUAAGGCAAUUUAAAAAUUUGAUUAAGCAUUACUAUAACUAAUAUGUAAACUUUCUUUAACUCUGAUAUCUUUUUUUUUAUCUCUUCAGCUUUUAAUAUUUGCUUCAUUUUAAAUUUGAAGAAGCCACUUUUAAAAUAUUUUAAUGUCUGUUUAGGUAUUUAUUUGUGUUUUAUUAGAUCUGAAGUAAUCUGUAAAAAAAGCAAAUAAUGGAAAAUGGCAUAUUAAACAUCUAAUUUUCUUCUUUUUUUUUAAACAGCAAUACUAUACCUGACAAUGGCAAACAGAUACCUUUUGUUUAUCGCAUUGCUGAACUUCAUGAAAGCUGGUUCCACUCAGAAUCUCACGACCUCCCCUCCGGGCUUGCAGAACAUCUCGGUUGUGCCAAAAGGAUGUGGACAUGAUAUCAAAUCAAUGUACUUUGUACUUUGUGAUAUGAAUGCAGCAUGGGGAAUUAUAAUAGAAGCCGUGGCAGCCUUAGGAAUUGUUUCCACCUUUGUGCUGAUAUUGAUAUUUUUGGCAUUGGCUCCAUCAGUUAUUCGGGAUGAACGUAAAGGUUCCUUAGCCAUUAAUGCUAUGUUUUUAGUAGGUGUCUUUGGCCUUUUUGCUUUAGUUUUUUCCUUUCUCAUUGCACCUACUGCUGUGGUAUGUGUGUGCCGCAGAUUUUUAUUUGGAGUGCUAUUUGCUAUGUGCUUUUCAUGUUUGGUGGCACAUUCAGUCAGGCUUAACUACCUGGUGUUUCAAAAUCGUGGACCUGGUGGGUGCUGGAUAUUUUCUUUGGCCCUUGGACUUUUCAUGGUAGAGGCUAUAAUAAAUGUAGCGUGGCUUCCCAUCACAAAUGUACGUCACAAUCUUUUGUCUCCAUCUCUGCCUGACAGCCCCUGUAAUAUUACCAACCAAGACUUUGUGACUGCAUUGGUCUAUGUGAUGUUCCUCAUACUGGCCUCACUAUUUAUUCCUUGCCCAGUGUUCUUUGGACAUUAUCUACAAUGGAAGCGCCAUGGAAAAUACAUUGCUUUAACAGCAUUUUCUUCUCUUGUUAUCUGGAUAACGUGGAUUGUGAUGUACAUUUAUGGAGUUGAACAAUUAGGUUACAUGAAAAAUUGGGAAGAUUUUAUCCUGGCAGUUGCUUUAGUAGUAAAUGGCUGGGUGUUUGUUUUGUUUUACAUUAUCCCAGAGCUAGUAGAAAUGACCAAGACCGGUUACCAUUAUGAAGAGGACAACCUAAACAUAAUGAAACGAUUCUCUGUGUCUCCACCAGCCAUUAUGAUUGAAGACAAGGCAUUCUCUAUGGAUAUUCCAGACGUUAAUGAGGAAAUCAACAAUAAAAAAACACAAGGUAAAUUUUGCUAAUAAUAAUCUUUAACAGUUCUGGGACUCUUCUUGUUAUCUGCCCCCACUAUUUCUACUUUUUCUAGGGGUAAGGUUAGAAUAGUAAUUGAGUGAAGCUAAACUAGUUCUUAAACCUAAUUUUAAACCUCACCAUAAUCCUGAAUGUCCUCUUAUCUGCCUUCCACUAUUCAUUUUCUUGGGGUUAGGGGUAGAAUAAUAAUUGAGUAAAGCUAACGGUUAAACAAUUUUAAAACAGUUAAAAUUCGAUACAUAAAAUUCAAAAGAAAAUUAGGGUUAGGAACUAAUUUAGCCUCACAGAAUUAUUAUUCUAACCAUAACCCUAGAAAUAGUACAAAUAGUGGAGGACAGAUAACAGGAAAACCCUAGAAAUAAUCAUAGAAAAAAUGGAAGGCUUCAAUAUAUAAACAGCAAGCCCUCCAUGCUCGUUGCAUGUAAAAACAAGAAAAGUAAGGGAACAUGUUAAAAAAAUACAAAUAAAGACAUAUAAAAGUGGCUGGGGUUGGCCAUAAAGAUGUUUUUCUUACGUAAGCAAGCAACGAGCCUUGAGCACAUCCUGGCAGAGAAUAGCAGAACUGAAAGCUUAUUGUACUUGUGAAGAUGUUAGUUAUUGGCAAUUUAUUCAAUAUAAUUCUAAAUAUUCUUUUUUAUUUCUUUCCAAGGCCUUUCAAUUUCUCCUUAUAGCAACUACACUGGAAUUUAUCCUACGCUGCCUUUGUACCCAUCAGUAAGUAAACACCUUUAUCUAAGUUAGCACAUACUUAGUUCUUAUACUUGAAAAAAUUACAAUAAUGUGUUAAUAGCUUGGCUUCUAUUAAAUCAAUAUAUAUUUUCCCUAGGAAAUGGAAACAGUAAACCACAUCCACCUACCUAGAGUUUCGAUGGAACCAUGGAGCUAUCAUCUGUAG